ACUUCCUGGGGAGCCGGCGGCGAGCGCACGGCCAGGUGGAGCAGCGGGGCCGGCCGGCAGCGGUGCUGCCCGGGGGCUGCGCUCCCGCCCGCCCCGGCUGCGCUCCCGCCCGGCGCGGUCCGGCCGCUCCGUCCCGCGGUGCGCCCGUGGUGCCGCGGCGAUGAGCGCGGAGCUGGACGGCGUGUCCGUGCACUCCUCCUCCUCCUCGUCGGGCUCGCUGGGCUCGGCGGCGGGGCCGGCGCCGCGGCCGCUCUCGGCGAACGUGCGGCGGCUGCACCAGGCGCUCACGGCGCUGCUGAGCGAGGCGGAGCGGGAGCGCUUCAUCCUCUGCCUCAAUGCCUACCACGGCCGCCGCAACGUCUGCGACCUGGUGCGCUCCCUGCGCGCUCUCCUCGACGGGCCCCGCCGCCGGCAGCUGCUGCCGCUGCUGCGCCUCGUCCUGCCGCGCUCCGACCAGCUCCUCUUCGACCAGUACACGGCCGAGGGGCCCUACCUGCCGCCGCCCGGCCGCCCCCCGCCGCCCCCCGCCCCGCCGCCGGUGGUCCCGGGCGAGCUGCGGCAGGUGACGCUGCGCCGGAGCAAAGCCCACGAGGGUCUGGGCUUCAGCAUCCGCGGCGGCGCCGAGCACGGCGUGGGCAUCUACGUGUCGCUGGUGGAACCGGGAUCUCUGGCCGAGCGGGAGGGGCUGCGCGUCGGCGAUCAGAUCCUGGGGGUCAACGGCAAGUCCCUGGACAGGGUGACCCACGCCGAGGCGGUCAAGGUGCUGAAGGGCUGCAAGAAGCUGAACCUGUCGGUGCACUCGGUGGGGCGCAUCCCGGGGGGUUAUGUCACCAACCACAUCUACACCUGGGUGGACCCCCAGGGCCGCAGCGUGUCCCCCCCCACGGGGCUGCCCCACCACCAGAACAGCUCCCUGCGCAGGGACAGCGAGAAGAGGAGCCACCUCCAGCUGCUGCAGGAGGGCGAUGAGAAGAAGGUGAAUCUGGUCCUGAAUGAAGGGAAAUCCCUGGGCCUCAUGAUCCGAGGAGGGGCAGAGUAUUCCCUGGGCAUCUACAUCACGGGUGUGGACAAGGGCUCCGAGGCAGAGAGCACUGGCUUGAAGGUGGGAGACCAGAUCCUGGAGGUGAACGGGCGCAGCUUCCUGAGCAUCCCCCACGACGAGGCCGUGAAGCUGCUCAAGUCCUCGCGCCACCUCAUCAUGACGGUGAAGGACAUCGGGCGCCUGCCGCACGCGCGCACCACCGUGGACGAGACGCGCUGGAUCUCCAGCUCCCAGCUCGGGGAGACCCUGCUCGGCCCGGCGGGUAACCUUGAUGGAUCCCUGAGAACCCUGAAAGCAAGGCUGCAAGUGGCUUGGGCAGUGGGUGACCAUGCCAUGGACGUGGCAGCCAGGCCCGUGUUCUACCGGGGGCUGGCCGGCUCGCAGGUGACCCUGAGCACCAUGGUGAACCAGACCCGCGUCAUGCUGGAGGAGCAGGCACGGCACCUGCUCAACGAGCAGGAGCGGGCCACCAUGGCCUACUACCUGGACGAGUACAAGGAGGGCAACAUCUCCGUGGAUGCUCUGGUCAUGGCCCUCUUCGAGCUGCUCAACACACACGCCAAGUUCUCGCUGCUCUCCGAGGUGCGGGGGGUGAUCUCCCCGCAGGACCUCGACCGCUUCGACAACCUGGUGCUGAAGAGGGAGAUCGAGUCCAUGAAGGCCCGGCAGCCCGCGGCGCCCAGCACCGACUCCUGCUCCAUGAUGUCCUACAGCGACACCGUCUCGUCCUCCAGCAGCCACUUCACUGCCACCACCGUCAGCUCGGCACGGGAGCGACUCCUGUGGCUCAUAGACCUGAUGGAGAACACGUCAGAGCUGGAGGGAGCUGGGGACUGCCACCAGAGCAGCAUCAACACCCUGCCAGACGUGUCGCUGGACGAUCUCUCCUCCUUCCCAGAGGAACCACCCAACUUCAAGCCUCCUCCUCCUCCGUCGGCCCCCCAGCCCCCGGACCCCCCCAGUGCCCAGCAGCGCCUCCCAGCCAAGGACAAGCCCAAGCGCCCCUCCUCCGAGUCCUCCCAGUCUGGCCUGUUCUUCGUGGCCCCCCGAAACCCCUCUCCCCCUCCGGGCGCCCCCGAGAAGGACGCGCUCAGCGUCACCUCCACAUCCACCGAGGACUCGGCCCCCGGCGCCAUCUACGCCACCAUCUCGCCGUCUCUGCCCGGCUGCCGCGGGGCGCAGCUCUCGCUGCUGGGCCAGGCCCCCAUCGGGCCCUUCCCCAGGGUGCAGUCCCCCGGCAGGCUGAAGAGCCCGUCCCCGGAGGGGCUCCAGAGCCCCCCGUCGCCGUCGCCCCCUCCCCCGCCGCCGCACCCCGCGCCCCCUCCCCCGGACAAGGGCAGCCCCCCGGCCGUGGGCAACCAGCAUUUCAUCAUGGUGGAGGUGCACCAGCCCAACAGCGAGCCCGACGUCAACGAAGUGAGGCCCCUGCCACAGGCCAGAGCCUCCACGCUCUCCCAGCUGUCGGACAGCGGGCAGACCCUCAGCGAGGACAGCGGGGUGGACAUCGGGGAGGUGGAGACGAGCGGCAAGGACAAGAGCCGGCAGCCGGGCGCCGGGAAAAGCCGGAGCCCCAAGGAGGCCGCCAGGAGCGAGGGGGCGGCAGAAGGGGCCUCCAAGCCGCCAGGGCUCCUGGAGCCCACAUCGUGCCUGAUCCGGGUGUCCAAGAGCGCUCCCACCUUGGGCAUCGCCAUCGAGGGCGGCGCCAACACGCGGCAGCCGCUGCCCCGCAUCGUCACCAUCCAGCGGGGGGGCUCGGCACACAACUGCGGGAAGCUGAAGGUGGGACACGUCAUUCUGGAGGUGAACGGCACCGGGCUGCGAGGGAAGGAGCACCGGGAGGCCGCCCGCAUCAUCGCCGAGGCCUUUAAGCUGAAGGAGAAGGACUACAUCGAUUUCCUUGUCACAGAGUUCAAUGUGGCCCUUUAGGAGCUGCUUUGGCGGGUGGGGAGCGCUGGGACAGGGACGGAGGUGUGACAGCAGCGUCCCAGCGCGCGCAGCCCGCGCCCCCCGCACGCGCACACGCCCCCAGCUUGUCCCCAAACGUCCCCGCGCCCACUGCAGGCCCGCUGCAGGCUGAGAACGGGCACAUCCCUUCAGAUCUCCAUCCCUGUCCUCCCUGGGGUGGGGAACAUCCUCUCCCCCGCGGCCAGGCUGGGAGCAGGGCAGGAGGACGGCACGGUCUGGGUGUCCCCGCUGUCAUUUGAGUGCCACACACAGAGCGAGGUGGGCCCGUGGCUCAGGCUGGAGGGAGUUUCGGGGAUUGCUGCUCCCUUGGGUGGUCCCCAGGGUGUCCAGGUGGGUGGCACCGGCCACAGGUGGGGAUGCAGAGAGAGCAACCGGAGGCCUUGUAAAUCGCUGGCAAUGUUGUCGUAUUUAUAUAUAGAGAGCUUGUGCUUUUAAUUUUUCAAUAAAUCUGUCAGGGUAGAAAAAA
This is a messenger RNA of Prinia subflava (tawny-flanked prinia), 3473 nucleotides long. It is a transcript of the gene WHRN, whose product is annotated as whirlin. Lineage: Eukaryota; Metazoa; Chordata; Aves; Passeriformes; Cisticolidae. Gene Ontology annotation, molecular function: protein binding. Gene Ontology annotation, biological process: sensory perception of sound; auditory receptor cell stereocilium organization. The record is from RefSeq and is a predicted model, not a curated record. The transcript has 14 exons. The coding region runs from base 161 to 2968 and encodes 935 amino acids. Gene Ontology annotation, cellular component: photoreceptor inner segment; stereocilia ankle link complex; plasma membrane.